Messenger RNA from Teleopsis dalmanni, 2037 nucleotides. RefSeq names its product mucin-2-like. NCBI's taxonomy places the organism in Eukaryota, Metazoa, Arthropoda, Insecta, Diptera, Diopsidae. The coding region runs from base 1 to 2037 and encodes 678 amino acids. The record is from RefSeq and is a predicted model, not a curated record. The transcript is spliced from 4 exons.
AUGACCGGCCUUAGUAAUAAUUACAAUGCCGCUAUUAUAAAUAGAAAUCCUUACGAUAAGGAACUAUUAAACAUCAACAGAAAUGGUGGUGCAUAUUUAAAUAACAAACGUCCUCUCUGGAUACUAGAAGAUAUGGUGCCACUGCAAGACUUGGAACAAAGCGUAUUUACUACGCAUAAGCCAAUUUUCACUUAUAAAAAAAAUCCUUCAAAACAACGCAUAAAUGAUAAAAUGAAAGAAUUUGUACAGAAGAAAACAUAUUUACCAGAACGUAAAAAAUUACCAAAUCAUUAUAUAUAUAAUAAGAAUCAAAAUAUUGGUUUUGGUUCAACAUAUAAAACUGAGAAAAAACAAAAUGUACGUAGACAACAUUUACAAAAUUUUAGACCACAUAAAUCUGCACGCAUGGCAAUGCCUACAUUUGAUACCAUGCCCACUAAUGCUGAAAGCGAAACAACACCCAUUUUCGUUUAUAAUGGUCCAAGAGGACAACUUAUCGUUAACACAAUGCUUAGCAAACGUAAAUAUGCAAUGAAAGAACCAAUACCAGGAGAAGUGUUACAUCCACCAAAUGUACCCAUAUUUCGUCCAAAGCCUAUAGUACAACAUUUUCACAAACCAAGCGAAACACAACUUAAUUUAACUUUAAUACCAUUUUACGCACACGAAGCUAUAAAUCCGCGUGAUUUGGAUUACGAUACAGAUUAUACAACCACAACUCCAGCAGCGCCAGCUCCAACUGUGCUUUAUGAAACGCAAGUGCAACCAACCAAGAAACAACGCACAUCCAAACAUUAUGACGCUUUUCAUUCUCCACAUGAAGUGCAGUGGCGCCCAACUGCACCAACAUUACAAAUUGUUACGCCCACCACACCUUACUCAAUGGUUAUACCAUCUCCAUUACGAAAUCAUCGUUACAAUUCUUUGGACGACACAACAGCAACAACACCUUCGCAACCAGUAAGAAAUUUCAAAUUGUCUUAUAAAGAUGAUGAAGACCAAUUUCAAAUAAUUUAUGUGGAUGAAAGUUUAGAGAAACCAGCAACUUACGCUAAUAGACCAACUACAGCACCUUUUCCUAGUAGAACUUAUGCUGCCAAUAAAGAAUAUUAUGCUUUCCCAGUGCUGACUAUGGGAAAUCUAUUAAAACCAGAUGAUGAACAAACAAAGGAGCUUAUAAAUGAAGAGGUAAUUCUUUCCGUGAUAAUUUUAAAAACUAACGCUUUUUGGUGGAAUCCAACAACAACGGAGACACCAACAGUUAUUAAACACAUACCACUCACAUAUUAUCGAACUUAUACAUACCAACCGCUCUCACUUAAUCCCUACUCGUAUCCAUUCUUUGGCAAUGGUGGCUACGGUUCACCGCAACAAUCGCCCCUACUAGCUGGAGCUCGUUAUGAUACUUUUUCAGGCAAUUUCAAUCCAGAAUUUCAACAUGAUGUUACUGCUUCUGCAAUAACAACUGCAACUCCAGCUCCAACCACAUCCACUUCAACAACAACUCCUGCACCUACAACUACAACUAGUACAACAACAACAACUAUGACUACACCAAUCGUUGAACCUCUCUUAAAUGGAGCACCUUUUGGACAUUAUGGCAGUGAAUUCCCUACUUAUAAUCGACGUAUUUAUACGAGUAAUUAUAACCCAAAUUAUUACAGACCUCACUAUCCAUACCCGGAUUAUUCAUCUUAUGCUCCAUCUUUAAUUAAAUCAUCACAGUUACCUACAAAUAUACAAUUUGUACCUUGCAUGUGUCCUGUAAGUGUUGGAGUACCUUCCGGACAGCCAUUAGAGACACAAUCAAACCCUAUUUAUUUAGCACAGUCACGUUCAACAGUGAGCGAUGAAGCGGAUUUGGAUUUAUCACUUGAAAGCGAUGAGACAAAGUCGAAAAUUGUUAUAGAACCCGAAGUACUGAGUAAUAAUGCAGCAGAAGUGAAUUCAGAGGAACUACAUUUCACUAAUAAAAUCGAUGAAGGGUUGAGUGAUAAAAUUAAAGCGAAUUUGAAUUCGGAAAGUGAACACCAUUAA